AUAAGAGGACCCUCCGGCGUGAGCGAGCGGCACGUUGCCGACCAUGUUGGCUGUUUUUGUCUCCGCCCACUCGUCGCCACUUUCCCGCCAUGCUUAGGCACGCGUGGAGGCUGUGCGUAAAGGUCCUGUCACCAUCCUCAUGCUCUCCUCCUCCGCCUCCCCCUCUUCUUCAUCCUCGUCAUCAGCGCAUGGUGUAGCGGACCCUGCCCCAACAUGGCCCCGCCAUCCCCGCGUCUCGCCGGCUUGGCAAGCCUCCUCCUCCUCCUGCUGCUCCUUUUCGCCGUCGACGGCAGCCGUGCGCCGGACAACCGCACGCACGCUGGUGAUGGGGAGGAGACCCCGCACCACCGGGGAAACUCGUCCGCGCACAGGAAGUCUUUCCCGGUGUUGUCGUUCAACUACGAGCACGUCCGGAGGCCCUUCGAGAUCUCGCUGUGGAUCCUGCUGGCUCUCCUCAUGAAGCUCGGCUUCCACAUCAUUCCCAGAGUGUCCCACGUGGUUCCCGAGAGCUGCCUGCUGAUAUUUGUGGGGCUCCUGGUGGGCGGCGUCAUCAAGGCCAUCCGGGAGACGGCGCCCGUCCUCGACACCAAGCUCUUCUUCCUCUACCUGCUGCCCCCUAUCAUACUGGACGCCGGCUACUUCCUGCCCAUCCGCCCCUUCACAGAGAACCUGGGCACCAUCCUGGUGUUUGCGGUGGUGGGCACGCUUUGGAACGCCUUCUUCAUCGGCGGGGUGAUGUACGGCGUGUGCCGCCUGGAGGGCGCCCAGCUGGCCGGCGUGGACCUGCUGUCCUGCCUGCUGUUCGGCGCCAUCGUGUCGGCUGUGGACCCCGUGGCCGUGCUGGCCGUCUUCGAGGAGAUCCACAUCAACGAGCUGCUGCACAUCCUGGUCUUUGGAGAGUCGCUGCUUAACGACGCCGUAACUGUGGUGUUGUACCACCUGUUUGAGGAGUUUUCCCACGCCGGCGUGGUGACAGUGGCCGACGCCCUCCUGGGGGUGCUGUGCUUCUUUGUGGUGUCCUGCGGGGGCAUCAUGGUGGGCGCCAUCUACGGCGUCCUGGGCGCCUUCACGUCCCGCUUCACGUCGCACACGCGCGUCAUCGAGCCCCUCUUCGUGUUCCUCUACAGCUACAUGGCGUACCUGUCGGCAGAGGUCUUCCACCUGUCGGGCAUCAUGUCGUUGAUCGCGUGUGGCGUGGUGAUGCGUCCGUACGUGGAGGCCAACAUCUCGCACAAGUCCUACACCACCGUCAAGUACUUCAUGAAGAUGUGGAGCAGCGUGAGCGAAACGCUCAUCUUCAUCUUCCUCGGCGUUUCCACCGUGGCCGGGCCCCACGCCUGGAACUGGACCUUCGUGGUCGUCACCGUGGUCCUGUGCCUGGUCUCCCGAGUGCUGGGUGUCAUCGGCCUGACGUUCGUCAUCAACAAGUUCCGCAUCGUCAAGCUGACGAAGAAGGAGCAGUUUAUUGUCGCCUACGGUGGCCUGCGAGGCGCCAUCGCCUUCUCUCUGGGCUUCCUGCUGACCAACAAGAUGAAGGACUUGUUCCUCACCGCCAUCAUCACCGUCAUCUUCUUCACCGUCUUUGUUCAGGGGAUGACCAUCAGGCCUCUGGUGGAGCUUCUGGAAGUAAAGAAGAAGAAGGAAGGCGACGGCUCCAUUAACGAGGAGAUUCACACACAGUUCCUGGAUCAUCUCCUCUCGGGAAUUGAGGGCGUCUGCGGCCAUUACGGACAUCAUCACUGGAAAGACAAGCUGAGCCGCUUCAACAAGGCCUACGUGAAGAAGUGGCUGAUUGCGGGCGAGCGCUCCAACGAGCCGCAGCUGCUCUCCUUCUACAACAAGAUGGAGAUGAAGGAGGCCCUGAUGAUGGUGGAGAGCGGCGCCGCCUUCAGGCCGCCUUUGAUUGUGGCGAGCGAGGAACCCCAGGGGCCGUCCAGACGCAGGACAAACAUCUCCAGAGGUCGUGAGAAGGAAAUUCGAAAGAUGCUGCACUCCAACAUGCAGAAGAACAGACAGAGGCUUCGCUCCUACAGCAGGCACGACCUCAUGAUCGACCCCUUCGAAGAAGACGACGUGACCGAGGUUCGAUUCCGUAAGCAGCAAGUGGAGAUGGGGAGGAGGAUGAGCCACUAUCUGACCGUGCCUGCAAAGCGCCCGGAGAUCCCCUCAGUGAGAAAAGUCGCCUUUGUGCCAGAACACCAAGUCUACACGUACGACGACGGCGACCCGCCGCCCCGCUCCAACCCGAGCUCCCCUGACGCCGUCAGCCUGCUGAAUGAGUCCCAGCGAGAGCUCGAUCCCCGGGAGGGAUCCGAGCGCAACAAAGAGAAGGAGGAGGGGGAGCUGAAGGUCAUACGCCGCCUCAGCGACCCCGGCCCCAAGUAGAAGAACUUUGAUGUUUCCAUGGCGGUCAGAGGCCACAGCCUAAGCUUUAUUUAUCCUGGUUUUUGCUUGCGCUUGAUUUUAAUUGCUGGCGGCGCCAAAUGGGUGGAGUUUACCCUUCCAAGCACAAACGUAGUGUGUCCACCAAAGAACAUUUCCGUGUAAUAUUGUUGAAAACGUGGCUGCAUGGCUAAUAAUCAGUGUUUUUCUCAGGGACUGUUGGAGGCUGCGGUGCAAGUGUUCGUCAACAUUCCUCCUCUCGCACACGUCACGUAUCUCAUGAGUUGAAAAAGACCCUGCAUACAUGUGCACUGCCCGAGCUGAAGCUGCAUGCGUGUUUGCCUUAAACAAAUGUUUGUGUUUGUGCCAGAGUAUUUUUAUAUUUUGAGCUAAAUUGAAGUCAUGAAAUAAGUCUAAUAAAGGUUUGUACAUCAA
Entelurus aequoreus (snake pipefish) is the source of this 2817-nucleotide messenger RNA. RefSeq names its product solute carrier family 9 member A1b (gene slc9a1b). Gene Ontology annotation, molecular function: sodium:proton antiporter activity. The record is from RefSeq and is a predicted model, not a curated record. The coding region runs from base 214 to 2385 and encodes 723 amino acids. The transcript is spliced from 12 exons. NCBI's taxonomy places the organism in Eukaryota, Metazoa, Chordata, Actinopteri, Syngnathiformes, Syngnathidae. Gene Ontology annotation, biological process: sodium ion transport; proton transmembrane transport; regulation of pH. Gene Ontology annotation, cellular component: membrane.